AUGCUUUAACAUGAUUCCAAAAUAAACGAUCAAAUGAUUGACACUGAGAAAGGGAAUCUAUCUCUCGGUUAUGAGUUUUCAAGUUGUUAAAGGAAACAUUUGGCGUAGCUGAGGAGAAAAAUGCUUAAAACGGUAAGAAAACAACUGAAAGUAAUCAAAGUAGGAGAGACGUGUUAGAAUGUGGUUGUUGUUGGGGUUCGAAGGUGCAAAGCAAGGAAGCUGAAAUAACUAAAUGAUUCUGAAUUCUUGUUCCAUGAGUCCACAACCUCUGUCACCUCACAAUUUCAGAGACCUCUUCGAUUCCGUCGAAGCUUUUCUCUUCGACUGCGACGGUGUGAUUUGGAAGGGCGACGAACUCAUCGAUGGUGUUCCGCAAACUCUGGACAUGCUUCGCGCCAAGGGCAAGAAGCUCGUCUUCGUCACCAACAAUUCCUGGAAGUCGCGUUCUCAGUACGCCGACAAGUUCCGAUCGUUGGGAAUUUCGGUUUCGCAGGAUGAGAUAUUCUCCUCGUCUUUUGCGGCUGCUAUGUACUUGAAGGUCAACAAUUUCCCAUCACAAAACAAGGUUUAUGUAAUUGGUGGAGAGGGUAUACUGGAGGAGUUGCAGCUUGCAGGCAUUACAGCUUUUGGUGGUCCAGACGAUGCAAAUAAAACAAUAGACCUGAAGCAGAACUGCUUUGUUGAACAUGAUAAGAGUGUUGGAGCUGUCGUGGUUGGUAUAGAUCCAAACAUUAACUAUUAUAAGCUUCAGUAUGGAACCCUUUGCAUACGUGAAAAUCCAGGAUGCCUUUUCAUUGCCACCAACCGUGAUGCAGUUGGACAUAUGACUGCUUUGCAAGAAUGGCCUGGUGCGGGGUGUAUGGUUGCUGCUAUAUGUGGAUCAACCCAGAAGGAGCCUGUUGUGGUGGGGAAACCGUCAACCUUUAUGAUGGAGUUUUUACUUAAGAAAUUCAAUGUAAGUUGCUCCAAGAUGUGCAUGGUGGGUGAUAGACUAGAUACUGAUAUAUUGUUUGGACAAAAUGCUGGUUGCAAAACACUUCUAGUUCUUUCAGGUUGCACAACUCAAUCAGCUCUACAAGAUCCUUCAAAUAAUAUUCAACCUGACUAUUAUACUAGUAAAAUUUCUGACAUGCUUGACUUAUCAGGAGCAUGAAUUGGUUCUUCCCAAUUUAGACAUUCUUUGAUGAUCCAUUGAGACUAUACAAUAAUGCUCUACAUACACACACUUUUAUUUAAUUUUCACAAUCUAAUUAUAGCUGAUCUCAUCUGGAUUUCUGAUACAUCACUUUGGUGUGAGGUUGAUGUACACCAAACAUUAUUAAAGGCUAUAAUAGUUGUUCUCCCCUGUGAAUCAGAAUCAUAUAAUUGCAAUGUACUCAGAUUUCGUUACAGAAUAUCAGUCAUGACCAGGGUGAAAUUACACUUUCUGCCAUUUCAAUAAUAUGGCACCAUGAUUAUAUUACAUAAAUGAGGCAUUGUAAGCUGAAUGAAAAUUUUAAUAUUUCUAA
Glycine soja is the source of this 1508-nucleotide messenger RNA. Its product is annotated as phosphoglycolate phosphatase 2-like. The coding region runs from base 233 to 1153 and encodes 306 amino acids. The transcript is spliced from 11 exons. The record is from RefSeq and is a predicted model, not a curated record. Gene Ontology annotation, molecular function: phosphatase activity. NCBI's taxonomy places the organism in Eukaryota, Viridiplantae, Streptophyta, Magnoliopsida, Fabales, Fabaceae.